GUCCCCAAAGUUAGUCCAAAACACAUACAUAAACACACGUGAACAGAGUAGUACUCAUGGCGUCUCCUCCUUCCACCACAACCUUCUUCCCGGUGCUCCUCCUCCUCCUCCUCUUCUAUGUCGCCGCCAUCGCAAGAUCACAAUCCUACAUUGGAGUAAACUACGGCACGAUAGCGGACAACCUCCCACCACCAUCGGCCACCGCAAAACUCCUCGAAUCAACCUCAAUUGGAAAAGUCCGUCUCUACGGAGCCGACCCAUCGAUCCUAAAGGCUUUAGCCAACACCAACAUAGAAAUAACAAUAGGAGCCGCCAAUAGCGACAUCCCACCAAUGGCAACCGACUUAAACUACGCCAAAUCCUGGCUAUCUUCCAAUGUACUUCCGUACUACCCAUCAACCAAAAUCACCCUCAUUAACGUAGGCAACGAAGUAUUGCAAUACGGCGAACCCGAACUUAAAACACAAUUACUACUCGCUAUGCAAAACCUCCAAACCGCGAUUAAUGAUGUCUCGUUAGGUGGGAAAGUUAAGGUUUCGACGGUUCAUUCAAUGACGGUGUUGGGACAAUCUGAGCCGCCAUCAGCGGGAAGGUUUGAUCCAAGUGUUGUGGAUUUGUUGAAAGGGAUGUUGGAGUUUAAUAAGGCGAAUGGUUCGCCUUUUAUGAUUAACCCGUAUCCGUUCUUUGCUUACCAGACUGAUCCGAGACCCGAAACUUUGGCAUUUUGUUUGUUUGAACCCAAUCCUGGCAGACCAGAUUCUGGGACGAAUAUCAAGUAUAUGAAUAUGUUUGAUGCUCAGGUAGAUGCAGUAAGAUCGGCAUUGAACGCCAUGUCCUUUAACGAUGUUGAGAUUGUGGUCGCUGAGACGGGUUGGUCAUACAAAGGGGAUGUGGCUGAGGCUGGUGCAUCCGUGGAGAACGCCAAGGCUUAUAAUGGCAACUUAGUUAAUCAUCUUAGGUCUAUGGUUGGAACCCCAUUGAUGCCCGGGAAGUCAAUCGAUACCUAUCUAUUUGCAUUAUAUGACGAGGAUUUGAAGCCGGGCAAGCUUUCAGAAAAGUCUUUUGGGAUCUAUAACGUCGACCUCACACCAAUAUACGAUAUCGGGCUCUCCAAGAGUACUAGUCAGGGUGGUCUUGCUACAGCACCAGCUCCUACUUUGAGCCCGCCUAUGGUUGCUCCUCCUGCUAGUGGUGCAACCACACUUCCUACCAAUUCUUCAACGACAUCGACAACUCCCCCUAAUACAACAAGUCCCCGUGGCUCUUCGACUGCUAAGGUCAAUGCAUCUAAAAAUGCAGGUAGCCUGGACAAAGUCGAGAUUAUCUUCAUUGUUGCCACUCUCUUAGCAGUAGUUUCAUUGUUGUAGACUAAUUCGAAGAAGUUACGUGAUCCUUGAGGUUAUGCGGGGGUGUAAUUGUUUUUUUUUUGUGUGUAUGGUAGAGAUCUACAAACUAGUUAGAUUAUGAUGAGUUUGUUGGCAUGAUCAUUUAAUUAACACUUUCUCUUUGCAAAUAUACAUCCGGAUGUAUGUA
Molecule: messenger RNA, 1533 nt
Organism: Erigeron canadensis
Lineage: Eukaryota; Viridiplantae; Streptophyta; Magnoliopsida; Asterales; Asteraceae
Product: glucan endo-1,3-beta-glucosidase 7
Exons: 4
Coding region: 57-1367 (436 amino acids)
Biological process (GO): carbohydrate metabolic process
Cellular component (GO): plasma membrane
Molecular function (GO): hydrolase activity, hydrolyzing O-glycosyl compounds
Source: RefSeq, a predicted model, not a curated record